ACAACUGACAUCCUAAAUAUUUUGAAAAGAAUUGCCGCCUGGUUUCAUAAAACUCACUAUACUUUACAUUUGCAAUUUUUCAAUUAGGAAGUCCUACGUUUACAUAAAUUUUAAUUCUAAUUACACUUUUUAUUUCGUAAAAAUGCGAUUUAUAGUAACAAAAGCGGGUUGCUCCAGUGAACGCAUUGGUAACCUAACUGGUUUUGUGAAGUGUCCUAAUGCCGUAAUAGAAACUCCUACUUCUGGAUUGUUUACUCAGGGAGGAAGCAUUGUACAUUUAACAGCUGAUGUUCUUGCUCGUGUUUUCACUAAUUCACAAAUACUUGUCAUGCCUUUAACGAAUUCGAUUCAAUUAGAAACAGGUGUCAAGGCCCAGAAUGAAGGUGUGACAAAGUUUGCUGGCCUACCUGAACAUGUAGCAUGUGUUACAGUUAAUAAUUUCUAUGAGACUGUACCACCUGGUCAUUUUGAACCAGGUAAAAUUCCUUUAUGGACUAAACAUGGAAAGAAAAUGAUCACCGCUGACAAAUAUAUGGAUUUAAUGGAAAUAUUCAGACCAGAUAUGUUUUUGGCGAUUGCAGAUGGCUGCAUGUCUGUCAAUGAAACACCAAAAAGGGCUAGUAAGGCUGUCGAACGUACCUGCAAGUUACUCAACACAUGUAUAGAUAGAUAUAAAGCAUCUAAGGAGUUGAAGAAUAGCGCUCUGGUGGGUGUCGUAGUCGGUGCACAGAACCAAAAGAAAUGCGAUGAAUGUAUUGAAAAUAUAUUGAAACAUGUAGAUUGUAUAUCUGGCGUAGCUCUUGAAGGAAUCACCGACGGAACUGAUUUCCUAAAAGAAUACACUAACCAAUACUGUGAUAUAUUUAAGAAAGUUGGUGAUGGUCUUCCCAAAGAAUUUUUCCGUAUUCUAGAAGGAUGUUGGAAUCCUGCAAUGACAUUAUCAGCGAUUGAACAUGGCUGGGACAUUUUCGAUGGAACUUAUGCAGUCAAACUGACGAAUAUGGGAAUUGCUUUGAAACUAAGCUUUGAUGUCACCAAAGAGAAUGAAACUCCAUACUUAUUGGAUAUGAUUGAUGAACUGUACAAAGAAGAUUUCAAUCCCAUCCUCAAAGGUUGUGAAUGUUUGACUUGCAAGAAGCACACGCGGGCCUACAUAAGACAUUUGUUGAACACAAGGGAAAUGUUGGCCUCUGUGUUGUUGAGCAUACACAAUCUCCACCACUUCGACCAGAUGUUCAUCCAUGCUCGUGAACACAUCAAUGCAGGAACAUUCAACACAUACAAAAAUCACAUCACAAAACAGUGUGACAUGUUGAAAGAAUUACCAAAAUAUCGAUAUAAGGGCUCAACGAAUACACCGGAGAAAACCAAUGUUCAUAUAAAUAAGAAGAAAAAAGUAGAUGUUAAUAGUAAUUAACUGAGAUUAAUAAGAUUUCAGGUCAUUUUUUUAAAUUUAUUUAUUAUUUUAAUUUCCCUGUUUAGUAUUAGUAAGUUUACGCCCUUAAGACAAUCCGAUAAGUCCAUUCCUUGUUUAUUUAACAAUUUCAUUCAAAUAAUUUACCAAACAUGUGAUGUUUACUUGAAAUGCGAUUUCAUAGUGAGAGAAAGUAAGCCAAAUAUAUUUAUAAUUGUUGUGGAUAAAAUAUGUAUGCAUAAUAAUAAAGAGACAAAACCGAAUACGGCGUAAUGAUGAAAAGUAAGCUAUUAUGAGCUUGUUAUUUACAUUGGGGUGAUUUUCAUAGUGUUGUGAUUCAAAACAUAAUUUACGAUAAAACUUUUCAAUACCUUUCACAGAUACUAGGAAUAGUUUCUGAAAUUCAGGAUCUAAUUUUUUUUUAAUGUCAAUAAAAUUUUCUUUGUGCUCAUCACUAAAUAAUAAGUUUCAAACAAAUAACUUUCAGUCAGAAAGACAAUAACUUUCACAAUUAUGUAAUUAUUUUAAAUAAAUCAACUAAUUUGUUUUAUUUCAUUCAAUAUUAUCUCAAUAUUGAAUUGUCUUGGAUAUAUUUUGGUCAGUAGAAUGUUAAUUUUAUUAAACACAUUCAAACUAAUUAUUAAUAUUUUUAUUAUUUUUUCAUAUGUGUGUAUGCUGUGUGAUAAGUGAAAGUAGUGAAAGUAGCUUAAUUUUUAGGUUAAAUGUGUGCAUUAGAUAUUUUUUUAUAAAUUUAAAAUGUGCUUAUAUUCCCAUAUUGAAGUUGUAAUGACUAUUAAAUUGGGAAAUAUAUGAAUAUUAAAUUAGUAAAUUUGUUAUAUAACUAAGAAAUUGUUCUUAAAUAUUUUAUCCAGGUUACUGUUUUAACCCUCUGGCUCAGUAGUUACCAUUGUGGCUUGGGAACGAUAGUUCUUAGGUUUGAUUUCGAACCUUACAAAUAGAGUAUGUCAUGACAAUCAAUAGAUCUAAUAAAGGAAUUUAAAUUUCUGUAACUUCAGGUUAUAAAUGUACAAUAAUGUCCAAUAUUGUGAACAUAAGGUACCUCGUGUAACUACUACCAAAAAUAUUUUAUAUAGCUAAUGAUAGUAAGGAUGCUUACUCUAAGUUUACACUCACGCUACUUACGGAGCGCAUCCAAUUUUUCAUUCGUAUAUCUUAACAGAUUAUAGUAUUAGCGUAGUGUAUUGAAUGAGACCGGAAACGCUUCGUAUGUAGAAUGACGAUUCAAGCUUGGACUAUACUAAUAAAUAGUAAGCUAUGAGUGAUGUUUGCUAUUCAAGUAUUUAUGAUAAACAGAACCGGCACUUAUGAAAAAUAUGUAGCUAUUUAAUGUUUAAAAAAGGAUUUAUAUAACCUAUCAGGUAUUUGUCAAGGUACAAAAAUUGUUGCUAGCGUAAAAGUAAAUGUCUUAAAUAUGUUAAAUAAUUGGUACCUGAUUCUCAUUACUCGCGUACACAGGCUAGUGAAUAUCUGAAACAUGUUAUGACAUUUACGUAUAUAUAUUUUUUAAUAUAUAUAAUUAACGGGCUCAACAUUCCGCGUCACAGUUUGUGCUAGAAAAAUAUUGUAAUUUUUAAUCUAUACUUAAUGUAGGUUAUUUGUUGUAAGCGUUUGAUUAAAAAUAAAAUUAAA
Molecule: messenger RNA, 3064 nt
Organism: Danaus plexippus (monarch butterfly)
Lineage: Eukaryota; Metazoa; Arthropoda; Insecta; Lepidoptera; Nymphalidae
Product: queuine tRNA-ribosyltransferase accessory subunit 2
Exons: 7
Coding region: 143-1417 (424 amino acids)
Molecular function (GO): tRNA-guanosine(34) queuine transglycosylase activity
Source: RefSeq, a predicted model, not a curated record